Molecule: messenger RNA, 5402 nt
Organism: Pelobates cultripes (western spadefoot toad)
Lineage: Eukaryota; Metazoa; Chordata; Amphibia; Anura; Pelobatidae
Source: the annotation of a GenBank genome assembly
GCAGGAUUCUAAGCAGGGCGGGCAUUGAUGACGUCAGCGCGCCGUUAGCCCGGUGUAAACAUGGCGGAUUCUGGGCCCCCAGGAGCCCAGCAAGGAUCAGAUACAAACACCCCGGUCUGUAGCUUUCUCUUUAAGAAAAGCACGAGGAAGUUCGCCGGACGGAAACGGAGAGAGCAAGAAAGGGGUGAGAACCAGGAAAUUAAUAAUAAUAACAGGAAUAGAGAGAGCAAGGGGGAAGAACCUGGGGGGAGGGGGGGUAAGAAGGGGGAUUCUAAUAACAGGAAUAGAGAGAGCAAGAGGGGUGGGAACCAAGAAAUUAAACAUAAUGGAGGGGGAGAAUGAAUGCAGGGAGGAUGAAAGGGGUUUGUACCGGGGGUUAAGAAGGGGAUUCUAAUAACAGGAAUAGAGAGAGCAAGGGUGGAAGAAAGGGGUGCAAGCUUGUGUCGUAAAAAUGGAUUAAAAAUAAGAGGAAUAGACAGGAGAGAUGUGGGGUAAAAAAUUUUUUUACAAUAAAAGAAACAAAGAGGAAGGAAGGGGUACCCAUGUUGGGUUCAAAGGGGAAUUAAAAAUAACAGGACUAGACAGGAAGUAAGCGGGGUUGGUAAAAAAAUAAUAAAAAUCCAAACCUCAGCAGUAGAGCGAAGGAAAGGGGAAGUAUGUGGGGUAAAUGGUAAUAGAGGAUGAAAGAGGUUGGAGAUGUGGGGGUAAAACGGGUUAACAAUAAUAGGACUAGAGAGGAAGAAAGGGGAACGUGAGAUAAAGAGAUUAACAGUAAGAGGAAAAGAGAGAUCAAGAAUGGCGGGGCGUGUAAGGAUAAAAUAUAGAAGAUAACUAAAAGGAGUAGAGAGGAAGAAAGAUGUAAACUUAUUGGGCUAAAAGGGUGUUGGAAAAAUAAGAACGUGCUGGGUAACAUUUAUAGCGGAGAUGGUUAGCUAUCGCCAGUAGGCCAGAGGGAAACAAUUAUUUCAAACCACUCAGUAGACUAUGGAUAUUCUAUGACCUUAUAGAUUCUGUAGGACAGCUUACCUUCUUGUGCAAAACCGCGAGCGGCGACACAUCUUUACAUUAUUGUUAUGAUAAAAAAUAUGGGCACCAACAUCUCUGCCUUGCGGGUACAGUUAGAGAGUUAUGUUACAGUGAGUAGGUCUGUGAAGACUAGUGCUUGGAAAAUAAUAACAUUUCUAAUAUAGACAUAAAACUAUUUCCCUUCAUUAUUUCUGAAAUCUAGUAGUCAGUAGUAGCAUUGGAUCUGUGCUCUUGUAUCUACAGGAAGCAGUGAGGAGGAUGAAGGAGAAUCUGUAGUCAGAAGAAAAAAGAAGGAAUCCGUCAACCCGAUGGUCCAGAAAGUACGUGACAUGUUUAGUUUUCUCUCUGUUGCUGGACAGAUAGAUUGCAAGCUCCACAGCUUUCUUGGCAUUACAAUUAAUGUGAGGUUCUUUUAUUCAGAAAUGUGCAGAUAAUACAAUCUCUGCUUUCUUUGUCACCUUAUGGUAAAGGGGGUUAAAUCAUAUAGUCCUGUUCUUCUCUAGAGACCUAGUAAACGUGUUACAAUUCUGCUGUUUCUUACUUUGAUAAGCUGCACGGAGUCUGUACUUUGAAACACUCAUCUGCCACUGCUUCCAGUAACCCACCAUACAUUUAUUUCUCUUGGUCUUUCUCAUUCGAUCUCUAACUAUAUGUAUUGUCUUUCUGUUUCUUUACCAGACUAAGUCCAGUUUGAAGGAAGCAGCUGAUUACAGAGCAAGUAGUAGUGAUGAAGAAGAUGUGUCAACAAAAUCCAUCAAUGUGUCCUACAAAUCUAGCAGAUCUGCGGUAAGACAUUUCAGGACACGGGUGCCCAAAAGGUAGAUCCCCAGAUGUUUCAAAAAUACAGCUCCAAUGAUGCUUUGUCAUUCUUAAGGCAGGCAAAGCAUCAUGGGAGUUCUAGUUCUGGAACCUCUAGAGAUCUGCCAUUUGGGCACCCCUGCUUUAUCAUAAGAGUUAACUUUACACACAAUUCUCUGUUUAAGUAAUAUGCAGCUUAUUAUUCUGUUAGAUAUUUAUGUAAUGUAAAAAAAUAAAUACUGUAGAUAUGGGUAGAACAGGUAAUUCUCUCGCUUUUGUGGAACAGAGUGUACAAUGAGCCAGCUGCAUGCAUGAACCACCAUUUCUGGAGAGCUAUUUAUUGGCUAACCCUAGUUCAGCAUAAUAUUUACUAGUAGGGAAUAAUUAUCUACUGUAUCGAAAACAGUGCUUCUGAAAAGAUUGAUUCCUUAAACUGAUGUUUGAUUUGCUCUGUAUUUCAGAAACCAGUGGGGCCAGACGAUAUGGGAGCCACUGCCACUUAUGAACUGGAUACGGAAAAAGACAAGGAUGCCCAGGCCAUAUUUGAGAGGAGCCAGAAAGUACAGGAGGUGGGUGACCUUAUCUCAUCCUUUCGCCACGUGUGAGAUGUCAUAGGACACUGUUCUCUUUAUGUACUUUUCGCUAAAUGUUUUUUUUCCCUUUUUCUCCUGCAGGAGUUGAAAGGAAGAGAAGACGAUAAGAUAUAUCGGGGCAUACACAAUUACCAGAAGUUUAUUAAACCAAAAGAUACGUCUUUGGGAAACGCUUCCUCCGGCAUGGUGAGGUAGAAAAACACUUUCUUUUCCACUAACUGCACCUAUUUUUAAAAUGCAGUAAAAAUGCCACCAUCUCUCACUUAUCUCCCGUUUAUUCAAUAAGGUAUAGGCUUCCUUCUACUGUAGAGAAAACGGAUUUGAGGAUGCAUUGCAGGUUAUCUAUAAAGAAUAAUUCUGAGGCAAAAUUCUAAAUGUGAAGCCAUCACCUAGGAAACCAAUUCAAUAUUUCUGCUCCUUUCUCCACUUUUAGAAUCAGUCCUUAUUCAAAUUUCCCAUAUGAUACUCAUAUUUGCAGUUUUAUAAUGUGAAUAUCCCUCUCCUCUUUUUCCUCAUGUUUUGCAAACAUGAUUUUAUGAGUCUCUAGUGUUUUGAGCUAAAUGUACAUGCCUCUCUGCCUGGCCUUGUGCAUUACAACUCUGCCCCUCUGUUCCCCACAUACCCAACAGCACAUUCGCGGUACUAGCUACCCAUACAUUUUGCUGUGAAAUUUAAAUGACUUAUGACCUAUGCAUUUCUUUUUUUAAAGUAACAAGCAUUUUAAAUCAUAGGAAGGGACCGAUUCGUGCUCCUGAACACCUGAGAGCCACCGUUCGGUGGGAUUACCAGCCUGACAUCUGCAAAGAUUACAAAGAGACCGGAUUUUGUGGAUUUGGAGGCAAGACUGGACUGCAGCCCUUUCCCUAAACACUUUACCUUUACUUUAUUAUAUGCCUGCUUAUUUGUUCAUGCUUCACAUAUAUAUUGUCUCCUCUCUUCCUUCAGAUAGCUGCAAAUUUCUCCAUGACCGCUCAGAUUACAAACAUGGCUGGCAGCUGGAACGGGAACUUGAAGAAGGACGUUACGGAGCGAACGGUAGAUUAUUUACAUUGCACAACUGAUCGAUAAAUAUAUCUGAUUUACUCAAUGAGUGAGAUCUAUGCAUGGGAACAUUCUUUACUAAUAAAACCAAUCUAGAUAUAGUGCAAUACAGUCGGCCUAAUAAGUGGAGUUCAAAUUUAGAUCAAGUAGCUUAUAAAUCUGGGGUAAUAAGACAGGUGGAUCUUCUACUCUGACAGGAGUACAGUCCACAUAAUGCUUGACAGAGCAUUUAAACCUACAAGAAAUUGAUUGUCUGUGUCUGACUGAGCAUUGUUGAGUUUUGGUUGCAUAAUAACUGGAGACCUGAAUAGAAUUCUCAAAUAAUCUAAACAAAUUAUCCUCCCUGAGAAGAUUAGUGUUGAAUAUACCAACACUACCUUGACAUAAAACGAUAUGGGAAAACCAUAAGGAGGAUCAUAGUGUUUCAUCUGUAAAGAUCACCUUACUAAAUAAAGUGUAUGUAUACUCCUCACAUUAUGUAAUUCAUAGCUGUGUCACCCUUAUACAUUUUUGUAGUUGACGAGAUUGUUGUGCCUUAACCCAGAUAUCUGCCAUGACUUCUUUUCCAGAUGAGGAGAAUUAUGAGGUCAGCAGCGGUGACGAAGAUCUGCCUUUUAAAUGCUUCAUCUGCAGAGAAUCCUUUAAACAACCCGUGGUUACCAAGUAGGUUGGCUGUAUCCACUGCACAAAUGCCCCAGUUUACUCUGAAUAUAUUAACCCCUUAAUGACAUGCUCAAAAUAAUGGGAACCGGGAUAUGCUGGACUGUAUUGCGUUAAUUAACGUUGUGUGCUGUAACUGACAUUCCAGACUUUCUACAUGGUCCCUUCUACUGUAGUUGUCCCCUGGUUGGCCAAAAUGUAUACAGUGGAGCCUAUAAACAGUGAAGCAAGACCCAGAGCUCAUUAAAUUGUAAUUGGUAUGACUACUGUCAUGUUGCCACAGGAUUUAGAGACACUAUCAUAAGAAAUUAUAUGUAUUUUCUUUCCUGUUAAACAUGGCUUAACGGAGCAAAUAUGUUACUCAAACUUUCAGUGUGAGCAAUAAAGAUAUUUAGCAAUACAACCAUUUUAAUAAACACAAGAAGAGAACUAAGUAAUCACAAAUAUAGUUUUUGAAAGGUUGUCCACAGAUCACUGGUUCAUUUUAUUUUUUUUAGCCAAAUUUCUGUGUGGGUGCUAGGGUAAGGAUGAGAUAUUAAAUUGAUUUGUGAGAUUCACUUGGAGCAUCACGAAAUGUCGUGCUAAAGUGUGAACUGUCAAAUUCUAAGUGAAUUUUACAUUUUAGGCCAAAAAUAGCAGAUAUGAAGAAAACAAAAAGUCCCGUUUUGGUUCUUUGGGCCUAAAAUUUGAAAUUCACUUUGAAUGACCCUGAAAGAGUCCUAUUCUUGAGUUUAGGGCAAACACUUCUGUAUUAGAAUGUUUUUCACUUUGCCCCGUGAUACCACCUUUUACGGUUUUCCAUUUUCAGAUGUAAGCACUAUUUCUGUGAAAGAUGUGCCCUCCAGCACUACCGGAAAUCCCAGCGUUGCUAUGUGUGUAACACACAGACCAAUGGAGUCUUUAAUCCUGCUAAAGGUGAGUUCAUGAAGAAUUGGCAGACCAAUAAUGGCUAAUGCUGGGACUGCAGGUGUUUCAGAAAUCCUUUUUCCCAUUCUACCCCUGCGAGUCUUUAAGCCAGGUAGUACCAGUACCCCCUCUAUUUACUAUUGGCCUCCUGCCAUCGUUAAGGCACUCUCUGCCUCCAAUGUAACCUUUUGUAACCAUGCAUUAUUUCUCUCCCUCCUACCCCCCUUUCUUACCAUCUAGAUUUAGCUGCCAAACUAGAGAAGCACAAGGCAGAAGAAGAGGCGGAACAUUCCACUGAAGAGACAGAGUAACUCAGCAGAUAUUUCCUGUAUAUAGUGUUUUUGUAAUGAAUUAAAGGUUUCUACAAAAAACAACAAA